Molecule: messenger RNA, 2680 nt
Organism: Scatophagus argus
Lineage: Eukaryota; Metazoa; Chordata; Actinopteri; Scatophagidae
Gene: slc35b2
Product: solute carrier family 35 member B2
Exons: 4
Coding region: 251-1552 (433 amino acids)
Biological process (GO): transmembrane transport
Cellular component (GO): Golgi membrane; endoplasmic reticulum membrane
Molecular function (GO): 3'-phosphoadenosine 5'-phosphosulfate transmembrane transporter activity
Source: RefSeq, a predicted model, not a curated record
CCUGUCUCCGGCAUCCUUUAGUGUUGAGUAAAGAGGAGGGUGCUUUCCUGCUCAAGUGAACACAUCGGCCAUUGAGGAUAAGUUGAAGACGUUAAGCCUAAAGGCGGCUAUCCCGAAAGAGGCCAAUUCCUAGUUAUUAAAACAUCGUCACCUGCCGGAUCCGUGCGGCUUCAUGCUCUGUUACAGCGGAGACGUCUGAGUCUGUCGGCGUGCGUGCUGCGCCAGGUGUCGGGCCACAGUGCGUGGGAAAAUGCCAUCUUUUUUAUGGAGAGUUUGGUCUGCACUUGUGUUGCUUCUCCUCCCUUCCACUGUGGCUGCUGAAGAGUCGUCGCUACUGGAAGGCUGGCAAGAUGUCUGGCUCUUCCGCUUCCUCGUCAACUUGCUGGGAUAUUCCACCAUCAUCAUCCCGGGCUACCUCCUCAUUAGAUACUUGAAACGCAUCAACUAUUUAGAAACAGGUAGUGGGCCUUGCUACCCUAUCAUAAAGACAUGUGUGUUUGGCAGCGAGGCCAAAACAGGUUUGUUGGAUGACGUGCCAGUUGCACCCAGGAACGAGGGUGAAUCCGGCUCGUCAGUCAGACAGGUCAUCAAAUUGAUCUUUUGUGCUGCCGGACUUCAGGCAUCAUACCUGACAUGGGGAGUCCUGCAGGAGAGGGUGAUGACUCGUUCCUACGGAGCCGCAGCACCAGAAGAGCAGGGUGAGAAAUUCACAGACUCUCAGUUCUUGGUCUUCAUGAACCGUAUCCUGGCUCUCACUGUGUCAGGCCUGUGGUGCAUCUUGUUCAAGCAACCUCGCCACGGAGCACCCAUGUACAAGUACUCCUUCGCCUCGCUCUCCAACAUCCUAAGCAGCUGGUGUCAGUACGAGGCACUCAAGUACAUCAGCUUCCCCACUCAAGUCCUGGCCAAGGCCUCCAAAGUCAUUCCUGUCAUGCUCAUGGGUAAGAUCAUCUCCCACAAGAGCUACGAAUACUGGGAGUACUUAACGGCCGUGCUGAUCUCGGUGGGCGUCAGCAUGUUCCUGCUGUCCAGCACCACCAGCAAGCACCCGUCAACCGUCACCACCUUCAGCGGGAUCAUCAUCCUCAUUGGCUACAUCGUCUUCGACAGCUUCACCUCCAACUGGCAGGACAACCUGUUCAAGUACAAGAUGUCAUCAGUGCAGAUGAUGUUCGGGGUAAACCUGUUCUCAUGCCUCUUCACCGUCGGCUCGCUGCUGGAGCAGGGUGCUUUCUUCGACUCGCUGGCCUUCAUGACCCGCCAUUCCGAGUUUGCCUUUCAUGCUGUGUUGCUGUCCGUUUGCUCGGCGUGCGGCCAGCUCUUCAUCUUCUACACCAUCAGCCAGUUCGGUGCCGCAGUCUUCACCAUCAUUAUGACCCUGCGGCAAGCCAUCGCCAUUCUCCUCUCUUGUUUCCUCUACGGUCACGCUGUCACCAUUGUAGGUGGCUUUGGUGUUGCUGUAGUUUUCUUGGCACUUUUCCUACGGGUAUAUGCACGUAGCCGCAUGAAGUCGGGCCGACGACCAGCACAGCCGCACGUACAGAAGGUGUAGAGCUCCAAGGUCGCACCAAUCUGGGAACUGAGACCACAUUUUCAGUGGUGGUUUUUGUCUAUUUGUGUGUAUCUGUUGGGUUUUUACUGUUCUUUUCCAUUUGUUUUUAUUUUUGUUAGCAGUGGUACAGAAAAGGGAUUCUGUAGCUCUGACUCUUCCACCAAGAUGCCCCUAAGGGAUCCAGGUGAUUUGUCAGGACAGCAGUUAUUGAAGUUUUGAGUGCCUAAAAGAUUGUCUAAUACACAAGUUCCAAACCAUAAACUGUCCAAACUGCCUCCUCAGCUCUUUCACAGUUUAACAGUAUUGUUUUUCUAAAUCACUGUACAUGGCUCGUGCAGCCAUGCCAAAGGUUACUGUGACCCCGAAAAAUGUAUGUGAGCUGUAUGACUUAGCAUUAAUUUUCAUGAAUGACAAUUUCCCUUACUUAGCUCUACCUUCUGCAAAGACAACACCUUGUCUCUGUUGAGCUUUCAGUCACAAAAGCCAGAUGCUUAUCUCAAAGUCCUCUCUGUUGAAAAGCAGGGCCCUUUUAUGUGUAUUCAUGUGGGAUUUUAUCUUUUUAACGCUGUAAACAUAGCCUGAAAACAUGGUGCGUAUAUUGCUAUUUAAUUUAAGGUAUAUUAACAUAUUACAAGAGGAUACCAUCUGUAAUAGAGAGUGGUACAGGGUUUGUGUAAUUCAGGGCACGCACUACUUACAAAUUGUAUAAUUUACAAUCACUGAAGCAGAUGCCGAUGUUGGUACUUUUUGCAACCUGUUAUUUUAAGAUGACUUUUUUUUUUCUUGUUGCCUCAACACAGACUUUACUUAAUGUUUUAAAUUUGGGCUAAAAACCUUGUAAAUAGAUCUCUCAGUCGUUGUUUAUUUCCAACCAACUUGUCUGUUGUGUACUUUUGUAAAAGGACUGCUUCAUGUGUUUCACUGUUAUAUGUGAAUGUUUGGAUGAAUACUGAAUGGAUGAUGAUGCUCAUUGCCUUCAUAAGGAUGUGAAAAUACUGUUGGCUAAGGGAUGGAGUUUGGAGGACAGAAUGCGUACAAGGGAAAAGCAAUGUUAUUGGUACCUUGUUUUUAUCAUUCUACUAUUUCCUCUGGUUAUUGGAUUAAUAAUAAAACAUUAAAUUAACUUAA